Messenger RNA from Vigna angularis (adzuki bean), 1685 nucleotides. Its product is annotated as phenylacetaldehyde oxime monooxygenase CYP71AN24. The record is from RefSeq and is a predicted model, not a curated record. Lineage: Eukaryota; Viridiplantae; Streptophyta; Magnoliopsida; Fabales; Fabaceae. The transcript is spliced from 2 exons. Bases 33 to 1619 code for a protein of 528 amino acids. Gene Ontology annotation, molecular function: oxidoreductase activity, acting on paired donors, with incorporation or reduction of molecular oxygen; heme binding; monooxygenase activity.
ACCUCACCAAAAUCCAAGUGACCCUAGAAGCAAUGGCUCUUCAAGUUCAACCAUUAUCCUCACUUUUAAAGGAAUUGCCAAACCAGCUGAGUACCUCUUACAUAGCCAUUUUUUUCUUCUUCUUAACCCUCUUUUUUGUGCUUAAUAACAAAAGAAGAAGAAACAAGUCCAAUUUGCCUCCUUCCCCACCAAAACUACCCAUAAUUGGAAACCUUCAUCAACUGGGCACUCUCCCACACCGCUCCUUCCAAACACUGUCUCGCAAGUAUGGCCCUUUCAUGUUUCUGCAAUUAGGCCAAACUCCGACUCUUGUGGUUUCAUCAGCUGAUGUCGCCAAAGAAGUUUACAAAACCCAUGAUGUUGCUUUCUCCAAUAAGCCUCAGACCACAGCCGUGAAAAUCAUCAUGUAUGGGUGCAUAGACGUGGCAUUUUCACCCUACGGGGAAGAGUGGAGACAGAAAAGGAAGAUCUGUGUUCUUGAGCUUCUAAGCAUCAAAAGGGUGCGAUCCUUUCAGUUCAUUCGAGAGGAAGAAGUUGCAGCCAUGCUUGGUGCCAUACGUGAAGCAUGCAGCGCGGGUAAAACGUCUUCUUGCGUGAACCUGACUGAGAUUCUGAUUGAAACCUCCAACAACAUAAUGUCUAGAUGUGUUCUUGGAAGAAAGUACGAUAACCCAGAUGGUGGAAUCAGCUUUGGAGAGCUAGGAAGGAAGAUGAUGAAACACCUAGCCACUUUCUCGGUGGGAGAUUUCUUUCCUUUGUUAGGUUGGAUUGACGUUCUUUCUUGCCAAAUACCAGAAUUUAAGGCCACUUUCAGGGCAUUAGAUUCUUUCUUUGAUCAGUUAAUUGCUGAACGCAAGAAAAUAAUGAAGAUGGACAGUUACCAACCUCGUAACAAAGACUUCGUGGACUCACUCCUUCAGAUUCAAGAUGGUGCAGGAAACCAUGAUUUUCAGCUUACACACGAUGACGUCAAGGCAAUUCUAAUGGACAUAUUUGCUGGAGGAAGUGACACUACUUCAACACUUCUGGAAUGGGUAUUUGCGGCGCUCUUGAAUAAUCCUGCUACCAUGAAGAGAGCUCAAGAAGAAGUAAGAAGAGUUGUCGGGCAGAAACUAAAAGUGGAAGAGAAUGAUUUGAAUGAAAUGAGUUAUCUGAAAUGCGUAGUGAAAGAAACUCUGAGAUUAUAUCCACCUGCUCCUCUUUUGAUACCCCGAGAAACUUUAUCCGAUGUAAAAGUCAAAGGUUUCGAUAUUCCAUCCAAAACAAGAGUGUUUGUGAAUGCAUGGGCGAUUCAGAGGGACCCUGAAAUUUGGAACAGGCCUGAAGAGUUUCUUCCCGAGAGAUUUGAAGAAGAGCCCGAAGUUGAUUUUAGAGGAAAUGAUUUGCAGCUUAUUCCCUUUGGUUCUGGGAGAAGAGGGUGUAUUGGAAUUUCGUUUGCACUUGCUUCCACUGAGUUUAUGCUUGCUAAUCUCCUCUACUGGUUUGAUUGGAAGAUUCCUCAUGAGAAUGGUAAACCAGUGCAAGAUGUAGACAUGAGUGAGAUAUGGGGACUCACUGUCAUCAAGAAAGUACCACUUCAUCUUCAACCUCAACUACACUCAUUUGGUGUCUACAAUUAAUGCUCUUUCACUUCGUUUUCUCUUCUGUUGUCUUUAAAAAUGGUUUUUAUUUUCCCUUUUGUUCUA